CGGCCGACGGUCGUCCACGCGCCACGGCAGUCGUUCGGCUCACGUCGUACACGUCGCGCACACGUUCGCCCGCGUAUUUAAUAUUAUAUAUAUACACACAUUGUACACCGCCGCCGACAACAAGUGGUCCGCGACCAGACCGUUUCCUUAAAGAUAAAACCGCAAACAAGGGGCCUAAGCACGUGACCCCCUCCUCACACGCACGCUAACUGCACACACGGGCAGUUUUUUUUUCUUCAAAUUUUUUGAACUCAACCGUCAAAGUGGCUAACCACAAUCACCACCACCAUGACCUGCGGUCCGUCGCAGCCGCCGCUGCCGUCGCGUACCCGGACGCUCGGCCCAACGAUUACUUGGGCUACUGUGACCCGGCCGCAGUCAACCUGUGGCGCAUGGUUGUGCCCCGCGGGGGCGGCCCGGCUCACCACCCGGAAUCCGCCGUACCGCAUCAGCCGCCGACCACAACCGCCGCCACCGCCGAGCCCCCUCACUGGGGCUACGGACCGUGGAGUUCGAUGCCCGCGCCGCCGCCGUCUUCUCGUCAUCAUCACCAAGGUGUCAAAAGGCAUUUCAAUGAGAGCGACGAUUGCGACGAUGCAUUUUCCGAGGAGUCCAGCAAAGACCAUUGUUCUUCUCCCGGAGACGGUACCGACACGCCACACAUGCUCACCCGGAAGAAACGCCGGGGCAUCAUCGAAAAGAGACGUCGUGAUCGCAUCAACACCAGCUUGUCCGAACUCAGACGGCUUGUGCCCACAGCGUACGAAAAACAGGGUUCGGCCAAAUUGGAAAAGGCCGAAAUCUUGCAACUCACAGUCGACCAUUUAAAAAUGAUUCACGCAAAAGGUCUGGACACGUUGGCCUACGACCCGUCGAAGUACGCGAUGGACUACCACAACAUCGGGUUCAGGGAAUGCGCCACCGAGGUGGCCAGGUACUUGGAGUCAGUGGAGGGCAUGAACGGCCGGGAUCCGCUGCGCGAACGGUUGCUGUCACACUUGCAGUACUUUGCGGCGCAGCGCGAGUACGCGGCCAAGUCGCCGGCCGCUGCGGGACACCACAACGCCCCGCCACCACCGCCAAGUUGGUACGGCGGUCAUCACGUCGGGGCACCGCCACCGCCGCCACCGCCACCACCACCACCGACACUUCCGCCGGCGCACCAUUACCCGUCGACGACUUCGCCGCACCAUUACCCGUCGACGACAUCGCCGCACCAACAACAACAACAACAGCAGCCGCCACCGUUGACCCUUCCUCCGCCGCCGCCGCCGCCCAGCCACAACAACAAUAAUUACGAGACGUCAGCGACGGCCGUGGACGGUAUCAAGUCAGCGGCGGAAGCGGACGCAGCCGGUCUCACCACCCUGUCGUCCGUCCCGGCGGACUAUCACCAUCACCACCACCAUCACCAACAGCAGCGACAACACGAACAGCACCACCACCGCAGUCGCGACGACUACCAGCACCAACACCAGCACGGCGGCGGGGCCGGCAACCAAUUGCACAACUUGCAACCUGUUCAACCGCCGCCGCAGCCGCCGUCGGGCUAUCACGAAGCUGCCAUGCACCAACAGCACCACCAACAACAACAGCAACAACAACAACAAUACCAAUCCGAUUCAUCAGUUUCCGCACAGAUGAAACCUUACAGGCCUUGGGGCGCUGAAGUGGCGUACUAAAUACUCGUCCUAAUCCAACUGUUUACUACGCUCAUCUCGCUAAUAUUAAUAAGUGGCGUAUGAGAGUAUGUGACAAUUUUAUCAGAGUUUUUUUCAUCUGAAAUUUUUUACUGUGAAUUAUUACCUAUAGAUAUGACUGUUAUUAUUAUCAACAAAUAAUAAUACACAAUAUUAUCAUAAACCGUAUUCUAGUCAACGACCUUAACCAAAGCCAUUUUCGUUUUUUUGUACUUAUACAUAUUAUAUUAUAUUAUAUAUUUACAUUAUAUAGCAAUAAUUAACUUUGCUAGUCAGAGUGCAAUUGCAGCAGACCUACAUUAUUGUUCCGUGUUCACUAUAUUCAUCAUACAAAUAUUAUAUCAUUGAAUAAAUAACGCGUCUCGAAGAAAUGCAAUCGAUGAGCAACUUUUUUUUAAGUUUUAAGUUUUAUAUAUUUUUUUUAAUUUUUUUUGUGUACUUUAAGAGUCUUACACCAGGACAGUUUUAUUUUGGACACGUAAGAUAAUCCUAAUUUAUUUUUAAAUAUGAUAUUUAUAAAGAUUAUUUUAUACGAUAUGAUAAAAAAUUAUUUGUUAAACGUAUUGUUUUGUAUACUUUACACAAUAUAUAUUUUUUGAAAAUCAAAUUACUUUUUAUUUACUAUUAAUUGUACACACGUCAUAUUAUUGUUCUACCUCAUUACAUUAGGCGUAAACUAUAAACACGGACACGGCUGCAACUGGUAAGUAUACUUAUUGAAUCACGGUUAUACAUUUUUUAUUUUCAUUAAAAUACAAUAAACUUGACAAAGCACACUAUAAUAUGACGUCAUUGGCCAUUGAGAAUCAAGAUGAUCGUAUAUCACAUUGCACAGCAGUAUAAUAAUAUACAUAACAAAGAUGGAAUCACUGUACAAUAUAGCUGCUUUGAUUACUUCGAAAACGUGCUGCUACACACCAAGCAUUAAAAAAAACAUAUACCGCCAUUGUGUUCGAGUCUGUUUUCAAUAAUAUUUCAUAAAGAGAGGAUUAGCUGGGCUCGUUUGAGAAUAAACAGCAUAUCACCCGUUUACGUGCAUAUAUAUAUAAUAUUUAUGCUAUUCUUUUGAAGCUUUAUACGCGGCGUUACGUCGGUCACGUGUCUUUCUCAUUAGUCUAAACUUGUUAAGGGCCGGUAAUCCCGAAAAAGUAACGACGUAUUAUUAGUUGUUAUUUUAUUUUUAAAUAAAUAAAUAAGUUACCCCCGUUUUCGAAAUAGCAGACCAAAGUUUUUUGUUGAUGCCCAGGCCAGUCAUUCUCGGAGGGUGGCGAUGAACCGGUUAUUUCUCGUGUAUGUAAAUUUCUCACGACAAAUCCCUUCAUUAAAAAUCGCACGCAUUUAGCAUUUGAAUACAAGUAAAAAUAUUUUGCAACAAUAAAGUGCGAAAUGUAUACUAGACCAUAUACGAAUACACAAUCGCGUAUGGUUUUAUUUGUUUCCCGUUUGACGAAAAAACCGACCCGUUAUAUAUAUAUAAUAUUUCAUGUCGUCGGAAAAAACAGCGAACAAUAUAUUGUUAUUAUGCAUGAAGUGCGAAAUACGAAUAAAUUGCGCUAUAAAAAAAAUGUAUUUUUUAACAACUUAAAGUAGGUAAGUGCUUACACAAUACAUAUUGGUAGUAUAGAUUUUAGGAUUUUAAAUUAACAGGCUUAAAUCGAAAAAAUGUUAUGCAAAAUUUUGUUUUAUAUAUAAUAAUAGUAUAGUGCCUGUACACGAAAGAUACUAUUAAUACAUAUUUUUUAAUAAUAUUCCAAUUUUUAAAUAACUGUGGAUUUUUUGCGGUUUUUUCCCUUAUAAAACUGGUAAAUACUAUACUAGCUGCCACCCAAAGACAAAAAAGAAUAGACUUAACCAUUUCGCUGAUACACUAUUUGACCACUGCAACCGGUGUAUGCUACGUAGAAUAAAAUAUUUAUUAAUUUUUUUAAAGAUUUGAAAUUUGAGAUCUAUAAUAUGAUCUAAUUAUUUAAGAUUAAAUAAUGCGAACCAUGGUUUCCACGACUUGCACGGUUACCGGAAAAUAUUAUAAAAUACAGGGACGUAAUAGUACGCCUGCAGGAGCAGUGAAAGGGUUAAUAGUAUCAAUCUAUUUACGCGGUAUAUUUUAGUGAAGUUUAUAUUAUUAUGAACAAUUACUUAAUAGUUCCUUCUACAUAUGGGACGCAACUAUAGGUAUAUAGUGUAAACAUUUUUGGGAGAUAAUUUAUAUUUUAAUCGUGAACCACCCGAUCUGCUGAAGCAACCAUAUAGACUGUAUGUAUAUCAUAUACUGUUUGUAUUGAUAUUUUUAUUUAUAACAACGAUGGGGGGCAACUAGUUAAAUGCACUGUAUAAUAUUGUGUCUUUUCGUUGAAUAUUAAUUAUAUUUUUUUUUCAUUGAAUUCAAUUUUAAUUCAUAUUCUAAAUGAAUUUGUAUAGUAUAUUGUUUCAACGACUAAGUAGCUAUUAGUACAUGUUUGGACACGUGCACAUAUAUUGGGCACUUUGUGCAUAAUGCGCAUGCACAUUAUUAUCUGUAUACUACUCAAAAUUGUAGAUUUUUUUUUUAGUUAUACGCUACAACGAGUCGUCAGUUUGCAGGUUGAAGUAUUCAAAAUCGCGGCUUUUUACGUUUUGCAUUGAACAUCUGUCCGCAAACAAGUACUUGGUAGCUAUAGUGCUAAGGCAAAAAUGUCUGUACCUGUGUAGGUACAAAAACGAGUAUCCUCAACAUUGUUGAUACUUCUGUUUGUUGAUUACACUGCACUGACUCUAAUCUAAUCGAAUAACAUAGUUUUUGAAAUAAUAUAGCCCCUGCGAUCAUUUAAGUUGUACGGGUGAAAUAAUAAGGUCUACGGCCCACGCGGUAUUAUAAUAUAGUAUGCGCAUAAUAUUUUAUUAACACUGUAGUCGCGUAUUAAUGUAAAUGUAAAAGUAACAUUUUAUUUAGUUGUUCGCGUUAUAAGUUAAC
Messenger RNA from Metopolophium dirhodum (rose-grain aphid), 4650 nucleotides. RefSeq names its product hairy/enhancer-of-split related with YRPW motif protein-like. Gene Ontology annotation, cellular component: nucleus. Gene Ontology annotation, biological process: regulation of transcription by RNA polymerase II; anterior/posterior pattern specification; regulation of neurogenesis. The transcript has 3 exons. The coding region runs from base 393 to 1682 and encodes 429 amino acids. Gene Ontology annotation, molecular function: DNA-binding transcription factor activity, RNA polymerase II-specific; RNA polymerase II cis-regulatory region sequence-specific DNA binding; protein dimerization activity. NCBI's taxonomy places the organism in Eukaryota, Metazoa, Arthropoda, Insecta, Hemiptera, Aphididae. The record is from RefSeq and is a predicted model, not a curated record.